This is a messenger RNA of Hydractinia symbiolongicarpus, 3519 nucleotides long. Its product is annotated as glycosylated lysosomal membrane protein A-like. Gene Ontology annotation, cellular component: lysosome. The transcript is spliced from 5 exons. The coding region runs from base 1085 to 2314 and encodes 409 amino acids. Lineage: Eukaryota; Metazoa; Cnidaria; Hydrozoa; Anthoathecata; Hydractiniidae. The record is from RefSeq and is a predicted model, not a curated record.
CUUGAGAGUCUUUCAAAAAUCUUGUAAAAUUAAAAAACACUAAAAACAAACAGCGUUUCUUCUCUAAUUUUCUCAGAAUGUCUUAAGAUAAUUUGUGGCUAUUUUUGUGCACACCAUCCAGAGGUCAAAGUACUGUGCAUGAGUUUGAUGGUUUGAAUAUAGUAGCUUUAAAAAUAAAAUUGUGAAAUGAGAUACACCACUUACAUUUGAUAUAGCAUGGGUGGAAAUAUUCUUAUAGUAUUCGUGAUUAUUUCUCACUGUUUUGUGAUUGUUAAUUCCUACCUAAAUUUUAGUUUUUUUAAUAUCAAAAAUUGAUGAAAAAAUCUUUUUUCAAUAUAGUUGAUGUUUUGAAAGGUACUAAGAGCAAAAAAAUGUUUAUGUGGCACCCUGCCUUCCAACUUCUCUUGAUAAAUGCUGUCAAUAAUUGUUUUUGCUUGCAAUCAUUCAUCGACAUAAUUAUGUUGAUCUUUUUUCCAUAAAAAAAAUGAACAAAACGAGCCUAAAUUUUGUCAGUUAACAAAAAAAAAGAAAAAAAAACAGACUAAAAAAUGUUUAAAAAAUAAAAAACGGCCACCAUCGUGUUAGAUUCUACUGGCUCUUAUAGAAAAGUGUUUAUGAUAGAAUAUAUACAUUAAAUUAAGAACAGUGCAUACCAAAUUUUCAGUGAUUUUAGGUCUCAUUUUAGUACAAUGUACGUCUCCAUUUAAGAUUAUUUGGUUGAUGCAAUGUUAUGUAUUUGUGUUUUCUUUGAGUUUGUAUCUGUUUUAUAUUUGUGGUAAUUUUUUGGUCUCUAGCAAUAGCAAAGGUUAACUUAUAUGUAACAGAAAAUCUUAGGUGUGCUAGAUUUGUGCAUGUAGGAUCAAUUCCUGUUAAAUAUACCAACUCUGAGGUUUUCUUUGCUAUGGACUGAAUUAAAAUUAUAUAAAAUGUUCCAUUUUAGUGACACGUAUGAUAGGUGCCCAAACAGAAUAAACAAAUUCACAUUUCCAGUCAAGCAUUAUAUGUCUCUUUCUCACAACAAGAAUUACAAAAGGAAGAAAACUAUUAUUUUUGGUAGAAUAUAUUUACAGUUCCUAUACAGGAUAUGAAUAAUUCAAGUUAUUGGUGUAUAAUACAAUCAAAUAUGAAAGACUUUGGAUUGUUUGUAACAAUUUUAAUAUUAGCACCUCUCUGUCUCGCUUCUACUCAUUUAACAAGAACGGUCAAAAGGGAAGUUAAAAAAGUAUCAUGUGGCAACAUAACCCACCAUGUCAUCCAUGAAACAGCCACUAGCACGAGUAACAAAAAUGAUGUCAUCCACUAUGUGUGGUGUGCAAUCAAUCGACCCACCAUACUGAUUAAACAUGUUUUCAACAAAACCACUCUGAAAGUAAAUAAUCAAAGUAUUUGCGAUCAAAAAGGUUUAGCUUUCGAGUUUACCCCGGAUAACUCUGGUAUAAGCGGGCUGAUCCUGACUAAAGUCUUUUCGUAUGAAGAUCCUGACGGUACUGUUAACUUUAACACUGACAAUAUAAAAUAUGAAGUAGCAGACAAUUACAGGUGGGAGUACAUCAAUGACAAAGCAGAGGACUCUGCCAUUUUUAAUGGCACUACAAGACACUAUCCAGCUGGUGGUAACAUUAUGUUUAAGGUACAAGCACAUACAAAAACUACCAACGCUGAUGAAUGGCCGCACAACCCUGUAAAUGCCAAUUUGACGGAGUUUACGCUCGGUUUAAAUAAACUGCCAGGUAUCUCGGGGGUUGUACAUUCCAGAUAUGCAGUUGAGGUGGUCGUUUUUCGUACUGGCGGCUCACGCAGUGUUAGUUACGACACAAAGGAAUAUCUAGACGACGAAUACACCCCUGGUAUCUUCAACAUCUGGUCGGCGGACCUUCAGUCUGGUGGUGAUAAAAGUUAUGCUACGUGGAAGCCGGUAGCUUACGACAAGCCUGAACGUUCAAGAAAGAAUCAGAUAUUUGCGCGAAAUCAUGGGAGCAGCGAUAAACUCGACAAAAGCGGUUCUUUCCAGCCUUACGCGGGUAACAUUACUUGGUCAAUAGUGAAGGGGCUCCCUGACGUUCGUUUUUUCGGCGUUAACGUCACGUUCGGCUCAUCAAAAGACGAUGUAUAUAAGGGGAAUAAGUCGGUUAUUACGUGGGUUGGAAUGGUCGGUUCUGGGAAGCCUCCCUGCGAUACAUACUCCGACACGACGUUAGCUAUUAUAAUCAGCGGACUCGGUGCUCCAGGUAUAGUUAUCCUAAUUGCUAUAUUUGUGUUGCUGAUUAGGCGAGUUCGACUUAGUAGACGCUCCAAAUAUAGUCAAAUAAACUAAUUUGUGGAUUUAUCGAUUUUUUUUAUAAACUAAUAAAAGUAAUUAACGAUUGGUAAAUAUUAUAAGCAGGCGCUUACUGGAACACCCAACUUUUAAGCUUACUGGAACACCCAACUUUUAAGCUUACUGGAACACCCAACUUUUAAGCUUACUGGAACACCCAACUUUUAAGCUUACUAGAACACCCAACUUUUAAGAUCACUGGAACACCCAACUUUUAAGCUUCAAAACAUUGCGUUAGAACAAAAUUCAUUUGACUGAUAAUUAAUCAUAUUUACUCCUGCAAUAAACAGGACGAAAGUUUAUUUCAGUGACCUAAUUUGUUGGUGAGCAUUUCUGUUUUUGAAGCAUAAUAGCUGAAUAUUUUCAGCAUUUUUCUGCUGCGGUAAAAAAUUUUCUUCGGCAGAUAGUCAAAUUUCGCAUCUUUCUCGAGUGGAGACGUAUGUGCACUUAAGAAUGUUUACAAUGUUCUGAAUACAUGCAGUAAGAUAGAGACUCCUUAUUUUAUGUAUAUAUAUAAACUGCUGGAUAGAAGGAGAAUAAUUUUUGCACGUUAAAUUAACGAUUCGUAGUUGUAGAAUCUUACAGUUCUCAGUUUAGUUGUUUUAUAAAUACCACUUUAAAGUGAACGCGAUUUCGAGAUUCUCUUUUUUUCAGUCUAGUGAGAAUUUUCUAAUUUAUGUAUCGUUCUGCACGCUUUUUUUUUUAUAAGAAACAUACUUUUUAAGUGCAUCCGGAUUUUUCUUUAUUUUAAAGAUGGUUUCUGGAAAUGUAUAUUGGCCCUUAUUACUACGAUGCGAUUUUGUAAUUGAAGAAGUCUUUAACCUAAAGGUCUUGGUUUUUUUUCGAAUGUAUUUCAUAUAACAGGCGUAAAUCAUUUGAUAUCAGGUUCAUGAGUACUUAAGUUGUUGUGUUUCCUUUUUUAAAUUCUCUUCAAUUAUUUUGGAUAUCUCCUUGUUAACAGAAACUCAAAUAACAUGUUGUCCAAUUUUUGACCGCCGUCGAACAUUGGUACCAUUUUAGUGACGUCAUACGCAAAAUUAAUUUAUUUAGUCCUAUUAAGAACUCGAAAAGAGAGAAGUAUAUUUUUGCGUUUUUAUGUUCUAGUUAAUAUUAGUAACUUUGUCACGUGACAUAUUUUGUAAAUAAUAUUUUUUUGCAUACAAAAUUUUUCGAAUAUUUUAAAAUAUUGUUUUUUCAUGUUA